AUGGGGCUGGGAGUGGCACGGGGGGCCAUGCUGGGCCCCGACGCCCUCCCGCUGUGCCCGGAGGCGCUGCGGGACUACCUCAGGGCCUCGCACUUCUCAAUUGGGCCCGACCCGCGUCUGCACCACGAGGCCAGACGCUCCAAGUCGCACGUGGACUUCCCAGCCUAUCCAGCCACCGCGGCGGUGCAGCCGAGCCGGCCGCCGUCGCCCUCGCAGCUCUUCCCCCAUGACCGGCGCUGGGAGGCCGACGGGCUGGUGCCCGAGAUGCGCCGCGCGUUCGCGUCCACCUGCGCGCCGCCGCCGGAGACGCGGGAGCAGCGGCGGGAGCGCGCGCGCGUCCUGCAGGCCAGCCACCUGCGCGUGCACGCGGACGCGCGCGCCGGCGUCAGCCAGUCCCUGGAGCGCGCUGCCUAUGGCUGGCCAGACAUGCCGCCGCAUGCAGCCCGCGAGCAGAUCCGAGGCGCGCGCCUCAUCUUCGACCGGGACUCCGUGCCAGCCGGCGACAAGGACAAGCUGGGCAUCCCGCCCACCACGCACCAGGCACACUUCCCGCCCUACGCCAAGAGCCCACCGCCCCGCGCGCCCUCCUACCACCUGGGGGGUCCCAACACUCUCAAGUGGAACUACACGGGUCCCAUAGAGACCUCCUACUUAAGACAGUUCCCGGACCUUCCAGGCCCACCUGCUCUCAUGUGUAAGAGGGCCUCCUCCUCCGUGCAGCUGGGAGACUGCAGUAUUGGCUAUGCCCACAUGCGUUCAGACCUGAAGCAGAUGUACACCCCUCAGGAGCUCUCCCCAGACAGGUAUGACAAAGCCCAGGCUAGAGCCCAGCUCCACCAAGGAAACAUUAAUCCUGGAGAUGGCCACUUUUAUGACAGGACAACUAUGAACGAUCAUUUCUACCCCUGGGAGCCAGAGCCUUUUAUUUCCUCCCAUAAUAUGACUCCGGAGUCCCACAUUUUGAAAGGAAAUUGGCGUCCUGGACCGGGCAGCCUCGAUACCUCCAUGCAGUAUUUCUUCGGCCAGCCCCCGCCUGCGACCCAGCCACCCAGCCGCCACUUGUCUCAUGAGAAACAGAAGGAUCACGUGAUCCUAGGAGAGGAGAAGCAGCUCGGAGAGUUCUUCCAUACCACCAUGGGCUCAACUUUCCGCCCCUCAGAUAUGCGGCCAACAGAGAAAGCCCCCAGCCUUCAUUUGUUGCCCAGCAACUUGCCACAGGGCACAGGCGAAACACAAUUUUUAACCGAGAGCCAGAGAAUGUUGAAGCCGCACCGAGCAGCCCCAGCCACCAUAAUGCCAGAGAUACUAUGGCGGUGCAAAUACAGCCACAUGGAGCCCCCGCUGGGUGAUCAGCGCUUCUUGUCAACCAGCUACAAAGAUGAGUUUCCUUUCAAGAAUGUGAGGCCUCUGGUGCUGAAACCGAGUACUAUAAAUGAGAGUCAUUUGCUUCUAGGUUCCCCUCAAUGGUGGGGCUGUUGGGGCAGGAAAGUAGACCCUCGAGCCCCCCAAAUCCCUAUGAACCCAUGUCUCAGCCAGCAAUAA
Perognathus longimembris pacificus (Pacific pocket mouse) is the source of this 1542-nucleotide messenger RNA. It is a transcript of the gene Saxo5, whose product is annotated as testis expressed 45. The transcript has 9 exons. The record is from RefSeq and is a predicted model, not a curated record. Lineage: Eukaryota; Metazoa; Chordata; Mammalia; Rodentia; Heteromyidae. Bases 1 to 1542 code for a protein of 513 amino acids.